AUGUCUACGCCCACCAGCGAAACAAACAAUUUCAAACCAGUCCGCAACCUCGUUUCAACGCCGGUCACCAUUGUCUUGACCGGUGGUCUUCUUAUCAUUCUCACCGGUUUCUUCUCCUUCUUCUUCUGUGGAUCUUUUCUCAAAAAACUCUUAAUCAUUUGGAACAACCUUAGAAACCAAAACCGUCCCAGUAACCUAAUCCAACCCUCUAUUCCCACCGAGCAUGUUGGCCUUGGCUCUAAGAUCAUUCAAUCAUUUCCAGAGUUUCCUUAUUCGGUGAAAGAGCGUGGCAUGGAUCAAUGUUCCAUUUGUUUGAUAGACUUUAUGGAUGAUGAUACAAUGAGGCUCAUUUCUAGCUGUAAUCACUUCUUUCACACAAUCUGCAUUGAUCUUUGGUUUGAAUCACACAAGACUUGCCCUGUGUGCCGAUGUGAGCUUGAUGUGGAUCAGACAUCACAAGAAAAGCAGCCGGCUAUUCCUGAAAUCGACUUAGUUACAUCUGAAAGCCAUGAAGAGCGUUUGUCUCACGACACUGUGACAAUCAUCGUUCACGAGGAGCAUCCUACCACUACUACAAUUGGUAUUAAUUUAGAUCAAACAGACGAGAAUGAAAACUAUGGAAGGCAAAUGAAAGAGACGAAUUUUGGGUUUUGGAGGUCACAUUCUACUGGACACUCUAUUGUUGUUUAUACCGAAAACGAACAAGCAGAAGAAGAAAAGGAAAAGGAAGAAUUUAAAAUACAUAUUGAGAUCUCUGGAGAAUGUCAAUUUGAAGAUCACAUGUGA
Eruca vesicaria subsp. sativa (arugula) is the source of this 786-nucleotide messenger RNA. NCBI's taxonomy places the organism in Eukaryota, Viridiplantae, Streptophyta, Magnoliopsida, Brassicales, Brassicaceae. The record is from the annotation of a GenBank genome assembly.